ACUCAUUCAUUAGACUAUUGGAUUAUUGCAGACCAUAAGAACUUUCCAAAAAUUAGAUAGCGAUUCAGCUUAUGACGCAAAACGGAUUUUGUGAUGUAUUUUGCCCUUUAAUGAUGCAGGCCCUACGGAAACGUCUGAAUACUGCAGCUAUCGUUGUUGCCAUUGACGAUUUAUGAUCUUUACUAAAUCGGUGAUGAUAGUUCUUUCGGCAAAGAAAAUGAUGAUUAUUUAUGUGUUGUAUGAUUACUUUUUUGAUAGUAUAAUUUCCGAUCCGCAAAUCGCUGUCAAGUUUAUGGCCAAACAACACAAGUAUGAGAGGCUGAAGGACUUUCGUCUCGGAAAUGUGUUUCAUCAGCUGUUCGGCCACGCAGCUGGUACGGCCAGCGGUGAGGCACACAAACGCAUACGCAGUACUUUUGACCGGUGUUACAGUGCAGAGAGCGUGUCACAGUCAGUGGACAUGAUGGAGCAAGAAUGCAAACAGCACUUACGACUGAUCUUGGAAGAGAGAAAGGGUGUUUUUACGAUGGAUGACUUGAUUCUGCUGACUUUUAGAAUGCUAAUGAAGUUCACGUACGGGAGAAAUGUUUCUGAAGAGGAGCUACAAGAAUUAAUUGAGCUAAGAGCAUUAGUGGGCACUCUUAUCGCAAAUACCUUCACAAACCCUUUUUACAAAUACUUACCGACCGAUACAAACAAGAGAUUGGCGGAGUUUGAAAGACGGUGGCUACAGUUCAACAAGUGUUUCGAAAAGCGCUUUUUAGAGGGAAAGAUGCAAGACACAAACUGUGCUUUUUACAAGAUCCAACAAACCCUUGUUAAAAAUCCUGGUGCUCUAUCACAAGAAGAGUUUCAAGAAACUCUGGAGGAAGCCUCCUUGGCUAAUGUGGAUAUCACGUGUGGUGCCACUGCCUGGCUUCUGUUUCACGUGGCUCUUCAUCAAGAUAUUCAAAAAGAACUAACAGAUGAGAUUACGGACUCAACUUCACGACUUUCAGGACCACUGAGUUUAGACUUUCUCAGCAGAAUGGAUUUCUUGGGUAAAGUAGUGAAGGAAUCGGCAAGAAAACGGCCCGUGAUGGCUAUUAGCACCCCGGAAUAUGUAACUUGUCCAAUGGCGAUCGGAGAUUUUCACAGUCCCCCAGGGGUUGAAGUAUCCAUUGACAACAGUGCAGUAAACAGCAACACGGGAGUCUGGGGCGAUACCGAAACUUUCAAUCCCCGACGAAAAACCGCUGAUUGGCUGAAAAUCCGCUGCCUUGGAGCAUGCUCAAGCGCUCGCCGCUGACAACUUGCGGCUGCAAACGAGUUUCGAAAAUGUCUGAACAUUUUACAAGCGGGAGCAUCGAACAGCAAGAAAUAUUGUGGAUUUUUACCCAGUUAGA
Orbicella faveolata is the source of this 1385-nucleotide messenger RNA. RefSeq lists its product as uncharacterized. Lineage: Eukaryota; Metazoa; Cnidaria; Anthozoa; Scleractinia; Merulinidae. Gene Ontology annotation, molecular function: iron ion binding; heme binding; oxidoreductase activity, acting on paired donors, with incorporation or reduction of molecular oxygen. The record is from RefSeq and is a predicted model, not a curated record.